AUGGAAACACCGACGGCAGAUGAUAUCAUUAGAUUAGUAAGAAAUUAUUAGAAAGACUUGAGGAUUACUGUAGUUUUGAUUUUCAGAAUGAUUAUAAAAUUCCAGAAAUGAAAACUUUUAGUGUUUCAAAAUUGAGAGUUCAUUUGAGAGUUGCUUUGAAAGCAUUGGUUGUUGCAAUUUGUUUGUUAUCUACGAAUAUGCUUUUGGUGAUGGCUGGAAAAACUAUAAAUAAUAUUUACAGUAAGAAAAAAGGGUUCGGGAACCGGGAUUUGGUGGAAUUGGAAUGUUUGAAACCAACCAGGUUUUGAAAACAUAACUGAAAUGUUGAAGUUUUCUCGUCGCAUGGUUCUGAAUAAAACAAAAAAAAUACAAUUUUUCAGAAUUUUACGAAGUCGACGAGCUGAGAAUGAAUGAAUAUUAUGAAAUUCGAACAAUGUUGCAUAAUUCCGUUUGCCUUGUUUGGAUUUUUGCAAUUUAUACAAUAACCAAUGAAACCUUCGAAAUUCUUGGUCUCAAUGAGCAAAUUCGAAUUUUUGAGGCAAUUCGACAUCGAACAAGAAUGGAAUUAAUUGUAGCUCUCACCAGACAAAAGUUCUACAAUGAUAUGAACGCUGUAACUCGUUUUUUUUCUCAUUUCAAAAUAUAUAAUUAAAAUUAAUUAAUUUCAGUUCGCUUUCAUUCUCCGAAAUCAAUCAAAUCAUUUAAUUGAUGCAGUUGAAGAUGAGAUGGAUGCUAGUGAAAUGCGACUUCAUCGAGUUCACGGACUCAAUCGAGAUUUCGAAUUCACAUAA
This is a messenger RNA of Caenorhabditis angaria, 791 nucleotides long. The record is from the annotation of a GenBank genome assembly. Lineage: Eukaryota; Metazoa; Nematoda; Chromadorea; Rhabditida; Rhabditidae.